AGCCAAUGACGCACAGCGCCCUAUUCCCCGUCGACUUCGUCAUGAUGAGGCUGCGCUCAGAUUCACACUCUUCUCCAAACCACAAUGACCAUCUCAGACGAAGUCUACUCGCUAACUCACUCCCAGGAGACGCUCACCACAGCGCUCGCAGCCUCCCCGACAUCAUCGCCAGGGCAGCUUGCGAAGACGCUUUAUGCAGAGCAUUACAAGAAGCCCGUAGCUUCCGGUGGAGGCUAUAUGGAGACAAUCAUGGGAAUGCUGCACCGUGGAAAUACGAAUGAGACACAUCGAAUUCCACUAGGUGAACCCACGCAAGUGGAUCUCGACCGUGCCGCCGAGUGCGGAAAAUUUGGCAGUAGGCCCAGUGACUUGUUCUUAAAGAUCUACUGUGACGUGCUUGCUACGCUCGAAACAAAUCCUUGGGCUGGUGUGGUAUCACCCCCCUUGCUGGGUUCCAGAGGUGUCGUGAACCUGAGCAUUAUUUCCGUCAUUCCGGAUAUCAUACAGCAUCAUUAUGACUGCAUCGUCCGCGCUGAGUCGGAAGUGUUCUUAGCAACUAACUUUUGGCAAGCAUCCAAGUCCGCUAGCAAAAUAUGCGAUGCCUUGGUCGAACUCUCGCGCAGAGCGAUGAAAAGGGGUAAGAAGGUCGUGGUGAAGAUGAUGUACGACCGUGCAAAUAUCAAAAUGCUUACCGAAAGCCACGUUCUUGUCGACGACGCAGAAAUGGCUAGUGAUGAAGUAAAGCUGCCCAAGAGGAGCGACAUGCCAGGACUCGACUUCGAAAUAGUGAAUUUUCAUCAACCUGUUUUUGGGACGUUCCAUUGCAAGUUCUUGAUCGUGGACCGCAAAAUGGCGCUCUUGAACUCGAAUAAUAUUCAAGACCGUCCUAACAUGGAGAUGAUGAUACACUUAGAGGGCCCGAUUGUUGACAGUUUGUACGAUACUGCUCUCAUCAGUUGGUUCAGGCCCAUGAACCCACCCCUUCCGUUGCUCGAUACCCGGUAUCGGCCGCCUGACGGAGGCUACAAGUUUGGGAUGGAUAAUGAAUACUCCACGACCUGGAAUCUAGAUGGCAGCAAAGGGGCCGAACUUUUUAAGAAACUGAAGCAGGAGGCCGGCGGCAUACACGACGGAGACGAAGGAGGAAAGGAAAGUCGCGCCUCUUUUGGGUCUGUGGAUGCAGAAAUUCCAUUCAUCUCCGGUACCUAUCAGACAAUUACAGAGCACCUUAAUGCCGGAGAUCAACCAGAUACACAUGCCGGUAUCCCGUUUGAGCCACCUGCAUCGUCUGCAAACGAAUACACCCCACACAUUCUCCACACAGGUCAUGGAGAAUGUCCCAUGGUGCUGGUAAACCGUGCACCGAAUGGGAGGCCUGGAAAUCCAGACAGCGGUCUGCACAACGCGCAGGAUGCAGCCUGGCUUGCAGGGCUGAAAUACGCACAGAGGAAGGUUUUCAUCCAAAGCCCGACCUUCAAUGCAGUCCCUGUGGUAGAGGGUGUCUUGAAUGCAGUCAGACGCGGCAUCGAGUGCACACUGUAUUUAGACGUGGGCUUUAAUGAUGGUGGGGAGGCACUCCCUGGGCAAGGAGGCACAAAUGAGGAAGUGUCUAAAUCGAUGUUCGCACAGUUGAUGGGCGAGGAGAAAGAGAAACUCAAACUCUAUUGGUACACAGGCAAGGAUCAAAUCAAGCCCAUCAAUGCUUCCGUGCAACAACGGAACUGUCAUGUGAAACUGAUGGUUAUUGAUGAUUCUGUUGGGAUCGUAGGAAAUGGAAACCAAGACACGCAAUCGUGGUAUCAUAGCCAAGAGGUGAACGUUAUGGUCGAUAACCCAACGGUGUGCCAGGAAUGGCUUGAUGCCAUCCGGAGAAAUCAGAACACGCAUUUGCAUGAAAUACAGAAGGAUGGAAUAUAUCGUGACAGGGAAGGCAACCCACUUACGGAUUCUACUGGCGUUGGAUCGGGAUUUCGAGGGGUGGUUAAAGGAAUCCAAGGGAGCAUCGCGCGGGCUCGUGGAAAGGGUGGGUUUUAGGCACUUCUUCUGUCGAAACACAUGUAGGAUAGAUUGUACGACUUAGUGGUACAUGAAUACAUAAGUAGAACGGCGCUGGAGGCUCACCUAGUAGAGUUGACAGUCAUUAUUAACCCAAUGUAUACUCACUGCGUUCUGGGUGAAA
Messenger RNA from Suillus clintonianus, 2179 nucleotides. RefSeq lists its product as uncharacterized. NCBI's taxonomy places the organism in Eukaryota, Fungi, Basidiomycota, Agaricomycetes, Boletales, Suillaceae. Bases 85 to 2034 code for a protein of 649 amino acids. Gene Ontology annotation, molecular function: catalytic activity. The record is from RefSeq and is a predicted model, not a curated record. The transcript is spliced from 8 exons.